UGAGAACUGGGCAGCGACAAUCACAAAGCAAACAAUCAAUGGCUGGAGAAUCAGUAGGCGUUGGAGGCAACGGAAACCAUGAACGAUGAAGACGAACCAACGACCCAUCUUCCCGAUACUAUUUGUAAAAUUCGGAUUUUCCGGAUUUGAACAUAUGUGGAGUUGUUCUCAAAGGCGAAAACAACUAUCGUGAAUGGGCAACGGCGAUGAAGAACGCUUUCCGUGCAAAACGGAAAAUAGGUUUCAUUGACGGAACCAUCAAGCGACCGACGACGGAUGAGGAACACAUUGAAGAUUGGGUGUGUGUUAAUUCCAUGUUGGUAGGGUGGAUCAUGGCCUCGAUUGAUCCAUCUCUCAGAACCAACCUUAGCUACAUGGAUAAUGCAUAUGAAUUCUGGGAAGAUUUGAAGACAUGUUUUGCUGUUGGUGAUGCGAUGCGUACUCACGAGCUUAAGGAGUUGAUUCGGGGCUGUCGUCAAAAUGGCCAGCCCAUAACCACGUACUUCGGACGCUUGAAAGCCCCGUGGGAUGAUUAUGACGGUUUUCGAAUUGUUCCCCAAUGCACUUGCGGUCGAUGUACCUGUGAACUUGAAAAAUUAUUUUUGAAACAGGUAGAAAAGAAGAAAACGCACGAGUUCUUAUUAGGACUCGAUCGUGACACCUACGGAACACUAAGAACGAACAUCCUUAGCGAGGAUGAAUUGUCGUCGCUUACCAAAGUUUAUCAUAUGAUCACUCAGGAAGAGAGGCAUCAGAAUAUCAUGCGUGGACGUGAAGAACACCCCCCAGAGGCAGUAGCUUUUGCUGCCCGGACUGGGUUCGCCGGCGGAACAAGAGAUGAAAGGGUUAAGUGCACUUACUGUAAUAAACCCGGACAUGAGGCGGAACACUGUUUCCGUAGGACUGGUCAGUACCCUGAAUGGUGGUUUGUGGAAAUCGACAAGUGCAUGGCAUUGAUUACAGCGAGACUUUCGCCCCAGUUGCUAAAAUGGUAACUGUUCGUACCAUUUUGGCGGUUGCUGCUUCUUGCCACUGGGAACUUCAUCAAAUGGAUGUUGAUAAUGCCUUUCUUCACGGAGAUUUGCAUGAGGAGGUAUACAUGCACUUGCCUCCCGGAUUUUCUGUUUCUUCCCCAGGCAAGGUAUGUAGGUUGCUUAGAUCACUUUAUGGGCUCCGACAAGCACCCCGAUGUUGGUUCUCUAAGCUCACGACCUCCUUGCGGAAAUAUGGUUUUUGUCAAUCUCACGCUGAUUAUUCUUUAUUUACUCUGCGACGGGAUCGUCAGAUUCUAUGUGUUUUAAUUCAUGUUGAUGAUCUCCUUAUCAUGGGCAAUGAUCGUGACAUGAUUAUGGCAUUUAAGGCUUUUCUCGCUACUUCUUUUCCCGUAAAGGAUUUGGGCAUCAUGAAGUAUUUUCUGGGUAUUGAAGUAGCACGCAAUUCUACUGGCAUUUUUUUGUGCCAACGCAAAUAUGUGUUAGAUAUUUUGGCUGAAACGGGUUUGACUGGGGCGCGGCCUGUCUCCUUUCCCAUGAUACAGAAUCAUAAACUACAAUCGGAUACUGGGCCUAAUUUUUCUGACCCAGAACGCUAUCGGCGGUUGGUUGGGAAAUUAAUUUAUCUUACCUUGACCAGGCCGGAUAUUAGCUAUUAUGUUCAUAUUCUCUCCCAGUUUAUGCAAUGUCCCAAGAUGGCGCACUGGGAGGCUGUCCUACGUGUUCUCCGCUACCUUAAGAGCCAUCCUGGCCAAGGCAUUUUAUUACGGUCAGACUCCGCUCUUACCUUGAUGGGGUAUUGUGAUGCUGACUGGGCAAGUUGUCCAGUCACACGACGUUCUGUGACCGGCUAUUUUGUUUCUCUCGGACAGUCUCCUAUUUCCUGGCGCACCAAGAAAUAGGCCACAGUUUCUCGUUCUUCAGCGGAGGCAGAAUAUCGAUCCAUGGCCACCCUCACUUGUGAACUUAUCUGAUUACGCAACUUACUUCAGUGCCUGGGCGUCACACAUUCUUCUCCAGUGACACUUUAUUGUGACAAUCAGGCAGCUCUCCACAUUGCCUCUAAUCCAGUUUAUCACGAGCGAACCAAGCACAUCGAGCUUGACUGUCAUUUUAUUCGGGAUCAUAUACAGGCUGGUACAAUCUCUCCAUCCUAUACAUCAACUACCGAGCAGCCCACAGAUUUGUUGACAAAAGCACUUGGAGCUUCCCAAUUUACUUAUUUGCUUGCCAAGAUGGGCAUUUGUGAUCCCCAUGCUCCAUCUUGAGGGGGGGUGUUGGUGUGUAUUUUAUUGUAACACUUUAUUUUGGUACAUUUAUUCCUAGUACGUACGUUUGUGAUAAGUACGACUAGGAGUUGUGUUGUUUUAGGAUUCAUUGUAGCCAUGUAUUUUCCUCCUUUUUUGUAGCGUGUGGUUAGCUGGCAGAGGAGAACUUCUCGCUGCG
Messenger RNA from Cuscuta europaea, 2438 nucleotides. The record is from the annotation of a GenBank genome assembly. NCBI's taxonomy places the organism in Eukaryota, Viridiplantae, Streptophyta, Magnoliopsida, Solanales, Convolvulaceae.